CGCCGCGCGGAGGGCGGGCCGGAGGUCGCGCCGAGGGCAGCGGGUCGCUGCGCCAGGGCAGCGCGCGCGCGCGUUUUCCUUGUUCCUGGUCAACAAAGAAAUGUGGAAUAUCUCAGCUGAAUCCUCAUACAGACAAGAUCAUUAUGGUGCUGUUAGGUAGGGCUUGUAUCCAGAUGUAAGGUUGAAAAAGUGAUAUAAUAGUUGAAGGAACAAAGGAGAAAACUCAGAAGGAAAGAAAAAAUUGAAAAUGUACUAUCUUCUUAUCUAAAGGACUUUGAUUCUUAAUGAAUGGGCAAGAAAAGACCUCCUGAUUUGUGAAGAGAGGCAACAAUAGCAACAGCUUUUCCCCUGAGUGAUUACUGUAUUGAAGUCAAGCCUGAAACAAUGGAGAAUGAGGUGUGUGAACAGGAUUGCUUCUGAAACAAAAGCUUCCACCCAGCCACAUCUUGGGAAGAGAAUGGCCACUUCUUGGGGCACGGUCUUUUUUAUGCUGGUGGUAUCCUGUGUUUGCAGCGCUGUCUCCCACAGGGACCAGCAGACUUGGUUUGAGGGUAUCUUCCUGUCUUCCAUGUGCCCCAUCAAUGUGAGUGCCAGCACCUUGUAUGGAAUUAUGUUUGAUGCAGGGAGCACUGGAACUCGAAUUCAUGUUUAUACCUUUGUGCAGAAAAUGCCAGGACAGCUUCCAAUUCUAGAAGGGGAAGUUUUUGAUUCUGUGAAGCCAGGACUUUCUGCUUUUGUGGAUCAACCUAAGCAGGGUGCUGAGACUGUUCAAGGGCUCUUAGAGGUGGCCAAAGACUCAAUCCCCCGAAGUCACUGGAAAAAGACCCCAGUGGUCCUGAAGGCAACUGCAGGACUACGUUUACUGCCAGAACACAAAGCCCAGGCUCUGCUCUUUGAGGUAAAGGAGAUCUUCAGGAAGUCACCUUUUCUGGUACCAAAGGACAGUGUUAGCAUCAUGGAUGGAUCCUAUGAAGGCAUAUUAGCUUGGGUUACUGUGAAUUUUCUGACAGGUCAGCUGCAUGGCCACAGACAGGAGACUGUGGGGACCCUGGACCUGGGGGGAGCCUCCACCCAAAUCACGUUUCUGCCCCAGUUUGAGAAAACUCUGGAACAAACUCCUAAGGGCUACCUCACUUCGUUUGAGAUGUUUAACAGCACCUAUAAGCUCUAUACACAUAGUUACUUGGGAUUUGGAUUGAAAGCUGCAAGACUUGCAACCCUGGGAGCCCUCGAGACAGAAGGGACUGAUGGACGCACUUUCCGGAGUGCCUGUCUACCGAGAUGGUUAGAAGCAGAGUGGAUCUUUGGGGGUGUGAAAUACCAGUAUGGUGGCAACCCAGAAGGGGAGGUGGGCUUUGAGCCCUGCUAUGCCGAAGUGCUGAGGGUGGUACAAGGAAAACUUCACCAGCCAGAGGAGAUCCAGAGAAGCUCCUUCUAUGCUUUCUCUUACUAUUAUGACCGAGCUGUUGACACAGACAUGAUUGAUUAUGAAAAAGGGGGUAUUUUAACAGUUGAAGAUUUUGAAAGAAAAGCCAGGGAAGUGUGUGAUAACUUGGAAGACUUCACCUCAGGCAGUCCUUUCCUGUGCAUGGAUCUCAGCUACAUCACAGCCCUGUUAAAGGAUGGCUUUGGUUUUACAGAUAGCACAGUCUUACAGCUCACAAAGAAAGUGAACAACAUAGAGACAGGAUGGGCCUUGGGGGCCACCUUUCACCUGCUGCAGUCUCUGGUCAUCUCCCAUUGAGGCCACGCACUUCCUUGGGGGCCUGCAUUUGCCAAUAGCCUUUUUAAGGGGAGGAGAGAGGACUUAGUUUCUGAGCUAGUCUGGGGACAUCCUGGACUUGAACCAAGAGAUUUAGAUUUAAUGUGAACUGCUGCCUAACCACUUGAAUACACAGUUGGCACCAGAGCAUCACAGAGAGCCGUGUAAGCCAAAAAGUAUAGCUUUGGAACUUCACCUUUGAGAGCCCAGGGACAGGCCCCUGGGAACCAAAGAAAAAUCUCAUUUCAACCCUUUGAGUGCCUCAUUCUGUUGAAUACUUUUACAUUUUCCUCUUAAAUGGUAAACUAAGCCUACUUACUGCAAUCCCAUGAUCUAUCAACAUGAGUAUUUUUUCGUCCCUAUACGGUGCCCCGCCCACCCUCAUCUGCACCCACCUCCCCCAAAAAAGAAAAAAAUACCUGGUUUUGCUUUCCAUGUAUAAUUCAACAACACAAAAGGGGACCAUGUCAGAAUCUGUGUGAUCCUGUUCUGUGUUAGCUCCAAUCAGCCAGCUGGGAGCCAUCCUAAAUAUUAUAGGAUGGAGAGUAACUCCUAAAUGUGCAUAGACUACAGCCUUAAGAAAGGAGGCCACCUAGUCUCUGGGGACAUGUUUUGGGAGGGUGUGGCUGCCUCAUGUAGCCUACCUUUCCUUUAAUCAGCUUUUCAUCAGUCAACUCUGGGAUUAAUGAACAUAUCUGACUUUAUGGGUGUAUAUUCAGUGCCAGUACCACCUCCCAGGCUAAUGUGUUAACAGUGUUUUCUAUGAUUCUAAACUCGUUUUCUUUGUAUUUCUAAGAAAUACAAGUAGGCCCUAACUUCUGGUCUGUGGUGAGAGGUCAGUGUCUGUGCUAUUCCUGGGUCUAUUAUUUCAGUUAGCCCUUUUAUUCUCUCUGUUUAUAACAGUACCUUCCUGUCCUGGCCCCUGAUCAGUUUAGCUAAUAUCCUCGGAAUUAUUUAUCUAGUUCAGAGUUUCCAACACCGUUCCUGACAAAACCCCACAUGGAUUUGGUUGGUGCUGUCAGCGCACAUCAGAACACUGGACCAACAUUUCCAAGGAGAACCAUAUUUAAUGUCCCUCAGGUUCUCCUUUUUGAAUCAAAGUGGUCAGAGCUCUUGACUGUGAUUUAUCCCAAAUUCAUUAUCUUGCACUUUUUUUUUUUUUGAGAUGGAGUCACUCUGUCACCCAGGCUAGAGUGCAGUGGUGCAAUCUUGGCUCACUGCAACCUCUACCCCGCCACGUUUAAGCGAUUCUCAUGUCUCAAUCUCCUGAGUAGCUGGGAUUACAGGUACCCACCACCAUUCCUGGCUAAUUUUUGUAUUUUAAGUAGAGACAGGGUUUCCAUCAUGUUGGGCAGACUGGUUUCGAACUCCUGACCUCAAGUGAUCUGCCUGCCUCGGCCUCCCAAAGUACUGGGAUUAUAGGCAUGAGACACCACGCCCGGCCUUAUCUUGCAACUUUUGACAUACUCAUCCCUGCUUUUCAUCUGCCCUGUAAUGCUCUUGGACCUGGAAGAUCUCCCUGUGGUCUGGCCCCUUUGCCUUGGCUCCUAACGUUCAGCUUCUUUCCAGGAGUGUUUUUAUUUCCCCAAACUUGUGGCUUUCACAGUAGACUCCGUUUCCAUCCUCUCUCAUAAAAGAUGUUAAAUAUGCCUGGCCCUCACACAGUCCAUGGAGAACCUUAUUUUUUAACAUUACUCCAUUGAGUCAAUAAAUAGACCAUCUCCCAUGUGCAAGGAACGAGGCAAAUUUCUGUAUCCUUGUCCCUGAAAUUCUUGUUGUCUUUAAAUUCAUUUUGGAAUUUUCUUCAGACUUCUCACACUGACUUUUAUUACUAAGGUCACCUUUACACCAACUGCCUUCCUCAAAAAAUCCUUAUAAUGAAAUAACAGAAUCUUGAGUUGGAAACAGCCCAAAGAAAUAAGCCAAUGUUGUACUCAGUGCAGAAUUCCCUAGAAUUUCUAACAGGUUGUCAUUCAGCUUCUGCUGAGGCAUGUUCAAACAGCUUAUUCCACUUGGGACCGCACUGAUGUUAAAAAAUUCCUUAUAUUGAGCUGAAAGCUACCUGUCUUCUAAGUGGUCUUAGUUCUGCUCUAGUCUCUUCUUCCAAAAUCUUUCAGUAUUUUGGAAAAAAGCUCCUCCCAAGUUCCUUGAGUGACAUGACUUUUAGAUCUCUUUCCAUCUUUGUCAAAAAAAAGUAGGGUGCCAGACCAGUCACAGAAUACUCAAUGUCAUCCAUGUUUCCUCCAGUAGAAACCAGUAGUUUUACAAGAGGUAAUCUGUGGGCUUGGUGUGGUGGCUCAUGCCUGUUAUCCUAGCACUCUGGGUGGCCGAGAUGGGUGGAUCACGAGGUCAGGAGUUUAAGACCAGCCUGGCCAAGAUGGUGAAACCCCAUCUCUAUUAAAAAAUAAAUAAAGAGGUAAUCUGUGUUCAUUCAAGGUUCUUCCAGCUUGACAAAUGCAGAGAUGUAGAAAUCUCUGGUCUUUAUUCACAGCAGGGGCCAUUUUGUAAAGCAUACAUACUGUCCAGCAGACUCCUUUGAUCAUCCCAAAUACCUUUGAACUCUAGGGUAGCUGCAGUCUAACUCCAGAAACUUAUCUAUAUCUUUUGUUAAUUUUGAUUAGACCUUCUGGAGAAUUAGCCAACUUGUCCAUCAUACAAGCAGUUUGGAAUGAGAAUUUUUUAAAAAAACUUUUUUCUGUAAGGCCUAUCCUGCCUGCAGUGGAUCCUUUGGGCUUUUUGUUAAGAAUUUGUAAGAGGUCUUACAGAUUCUAAUAGUUUCCUCUUUGCAAAUGUGUUAAUAUAUUUAAAAUACUUAGGACAUGGCCUGGCACAUGACAGAUGUUAACAUCACUUUAGUAUGAAGAACAUCCUCGUGGGUCAAUGGAGGUGUCCCUUAAAAUUCUUCAUCUUACCCGAUUUUGUUUGCAAAAAGAAUCUUCUGGAGAGUCUGUGUCUUCCUCACCUAGGCCACCUUUCCAUUUUUUUGUGAAAAAUGAACUUGUCCCCAAAGCCUCCACCAGUAGUCACGUAGCUUUGCACAGCAGCUGCCAUCUUUAAGUCUUUUUCCUGAGAUUCCAGGAAGAUUAUGACAUUGUCACUUUUUUGUUGUAGAAUCUUUUAAAUUUUCUGCAUUUGCCUGAAAAGUGCCCCUGUGGGAACAGAUUUCUCAUGGUUCUAAAAAUUAUUCCCAAGAAUCCCUUACUUGGUUCAAAAGCAGACUGUUUCUUCUCAUUUCAUCUUCAAAUCAGACUUUUGGGCAAGAUGUUCUUUAUAGUAAGCAAAUCCACGACCUAAAAAUCUCUUAACGAGGCAUCUCUGGUCUUGUGAAGAGACCUCUUCAAAAACCCAAUGUAAAACUCCCCUCCCUCCAGCUGGCCACCAGUCUGCCACCAAACAUGAACAAAUUCUGCUGCUAAUCAAUUUCCCUUUUGAUCUGGUUCCUAAGGUUUUUGGAUCUGUGCAAUGAAUUAUUUAUUAAACAGACAAUGGUGUUCCAGAAAGGAACCAUAAAAUGGAAAUCUGGUGCUGUGAUAAAGUAAUAACUAGCAUUAAUAAGAUCUGGUUUUGAUUUCAGCAAAUCCAAUGUACCUGUAACAAAGGUUGAAGCAAUUUACAUUUAAUUUGCAUUCUGAUGUUAAUUUUUAAACAGCAAUUCUAACAAAAAUGCAUCAACUGAGUAUUUGUAAUUCUUACCUCUAUCAAAAAACAACUAUAAAUUUAUGACCAGCACUAAAUAUAUAUAUAUAUAUAUAUAUAUAUAUUACAUAUAUAUAUAUUUUCUCUUUAGAAGUGAUUGUUAACAAUUAGAAAUGAGUGAGACAGCACCUGGUGGGUUUUUGUUGUUUUAGUAAUAAAAAGCUCUUUUCAACCAAAUUGUAAUAGUCUUCCUUCGAAGUUUUUACCUUUGGUCUGGCUAAUAUAUACUCCUCACGGCAAAUUGUCAUUCAUUAUUUGGGUGCCAGAUGCCCAUUAAGCAAAGAAGAAAAAGAAUUCUCAAGUAAAGUAAAUUUAUUAAAUUAAAUUACAUCUUGAAAAUAUGUAUGACGGUCUUGUGGCAGGAUGUUCUUUUUCAUCAAUGUAAUCUUUAGGAGUACUCAUUUGCUUGCGAAGGCCAUAAUCUGUUCCUGGAGAAAAAAGUGAAACUCUUAACAUUGUAAGGUGAAGAAAAGAACUUUAAAAUAUCCAAGGUGAUUAAAGCAAAAACUUAGCAAAA
Messenger RNA from Callithrix jacchus (white-tufted-ear marmoset), 5975 nucleotides. RefSeq names its product ectonucleoside triphosphate diphosphohydrolase 5 (inactive) (gene ENTPD5). The record is from RefSeq and is a predicted model, not a curated record. Gene Ontology annotation, molecular function: hydrolase activity. NCBI's taxonomy places the organism in Eukaryota, Metazoa, Chordata, Mammalia, Primates, Cebidae.